AUGAGUAAAAACUUAGGACAAAUCCAUAUCCCGGACUUACGGUUUGAACAAACAUUCAUGCGUCAGUUGAAUGGGUACGCACAAACGGGUCCUUCAAGAUCCAGUCCAUUGAGUGAUGCUGAGUUACAGGCAGCCAAUGUAGAUAUUGAUGAAGAAGUUGAUGAAAAACCCAUUGGAGUUAUUACUCCAUCGAUUGUACUUUAUGCCAUAUUCAAAGAUCAAAUAUUAAUGCCAUUGGUUCAAGGAUUUCUUUGGACGGGUUUUCUCCUUAGUGUUCGUCCCAUAUUAAAUAUUAUUGUUAGACAAGGUCAGCUUAGUGGGAUUUGGUUGAGUAAUUUAAUGGGACUCAAUCGAAAAGUCAGAAUUGGAAUUUUAAUCAUGUUCAGACGGAAAAGUCGUACUGUUCGGGAUACUUCAUAUACUGGAGUUAAUCAUGUAGCCCCCCACAGUAGUCAACCUAAUACCAAUGCUUUAGCAGCUGCUUUAACUAUUGGACAAUCUAUAAAACAGAAAGAAGGGAUUUCUAGACCUCAGGCGGGGACCCAUUCACGUGCUAGCUCCAUACAAUACAUUACUAAACCAAUUCAAUCACAAACACAAGCACAUCCUCAACCUCGAACUCAAAGCUCAUCUGGUAGUUUAUUAAAGAGAAAUUCUAUAGUAGGACAGAAACAAGGGACAGAAAUUAAAAGUACAGUAACUCAUCAACAUCAACAUCAAUUCCGAGAUUUUUCUGGUGGUACAGGACUGAUUACUUCAACUUCUUCACCUUCAACUUUACCUACUCCUGCUUCAUCAUCACAUUCUAAAUCUCCAUUAAAUCAUCUGCAUCCAAUAGUUUAUGAUAUUGAUGAUAGUUUUAAUGAUUCAUAUCUUGAUGAAAUUACUGAAGAAUCUCAUCAAGUAUAUUUGAAUAAUCAACAAAACCUUCAAGAUUUGAAAUUAUCUCAUCAACCAAUUUCAAAUAUUAAAACAAAUUCUCGAGCAAGUCUUACUAAUCAAUCAAAGGCUCCAGUUAAAAUGGUUAAGAAAUAUGUUCCAACUCCUAAUGGAAUUAAAAUUAUAGAAGUUCCUGAAUCUAAUUUUAAACAAGAAAUGGCUCGUAAUAAUUCUAUUAGAUCAGGAACAAGUAUUUCAAGAUCAGGAUCUUUAAGAAAUAUUGCUCCAGGUUCUAAAAGAAUUCCUCGCUCUCCUUCAUUAAAUUCCGUUAAUAGACCUCCAAAUUUGGCACCUCCAGCUAAAAAGCAACCUUCUAGAUUAUCUAGUAUUAUUCAUCAAGCUCCAGUUAUGGAACCAAUGACUGAAAAUGUUGAUUUAGAAGAUAAAUUGGGUCAUAAUGAUGAAGUCGAAGAACAAAAAUUGAAGAUGCAACAAUUACAAGAAAAAAUUGAUCAAGAAAAGAACUUUGCUAGAGAAUUGGAAUUGAAGAGACAAGAAUAUGAAUCGUUGAAAUCUCUGAAUGAUCAAAAAUUAAGAGAUCUUGAACGUCAUAUAUCUCCAUCUCCUGAACCCGUGCAAGUUACCAAAGCUGCUGUUCCAAACCCAAUUUCUGAACCAGUUUCUCAUCCAAAAGAGAUUGAAAAACCAAUUCUCGAGACUCAGCCUCACGAAGAUGAGGAAGAAGAUGAAGAUGAAGAAGAAGAAGAAGAUGUCCCAAUUAUCAAUAAGGGAAUCAUUGUAGAUGAGGUUUCUAAAAAGUAUUUGAAUGACGAAGAUGUUCACACAACUGUAGAAGAAGAAGCCGGACAAGCUGAACAAGAGAAAGAAGCAGUGAACCCAGAAGAUACCACUAUCUAUUCGAAUGUUGCACAUUCAGGUAGUGAAUUAGGGAUUAUCAAUCAAUACAGUCACUUUGAAUCUAAUGAAUUAUUGAAUCGUGAUAGUAUAAUUGAGAAUACAAUAACUUCAGAAGAAGAAGAAGCUGAAGAUAUAUCUUCUGGUGAUGGAUUGGCUAAGCAAUUAAGACCUACAUUUGAUACUGUACCUGAAAUUAUUGAGAAUAAACCAAUUGAUCCAGUAGAUCUAGUUGAACCAGUACAACCUGUUGAGCUGGUUGAACCAAUUGAACCAAUAGCUCAACCUGUAGAAGCUGAACAAAUUAGUGAAGAUACAGUUAAACAAGAAACUAAUGAAACUUUAGUUCCUGCUGUGAAUGUUCCUUCGUCUACUGGUCCAACUCAUUAUUCAUCAGAUGAUAAACUUCAAGUUCCACCUCCAUCAUUUGGAGGUACUACUAGUGGUGAAGGUAGUAGUAAUUCAUCACUUUAUUCCACUAGUAGUAAAGAUUCUCCUAAGAAAUUGAAGUCGGCUAUGAAGAAUUCUACUUCAUUCUAUAAUUCUAAAACUAGUGCAGCUAAGAAUAAUGCAGCUCAUGAAGCUUAUUUAUCAUUAACUACAGCUGAAAAUACUAGACUUAAUUCUAAAUUAUCAUCUACCCAAUUAAAUGAUGGAAUUGGAAAUGUAACUGCUUAUUCACAAUCAGCUCAUUCAUCUAUAGUUCCAGCACCAACUACUGCUAAAAGAUUAUCUCAAAGUACUUUAAGAAAAGUUCCACCUAAUGGAAAUGUAACCGGUCCAAAUCAAGGAAUUCCAAAUGCUGGAGUUCCACCUAGUGGUACUGGACUUUCAUCGAGAUCAUUAAGACCUCAAUCUUAUCAACCUGAUUCUGCAGGUCAUAGAUCAUUAGAUCCUAAUAUUAAUGGUGCCAGUCCAGGUAUGAGUGGUAGAUCAUUAAGAGCUAGUUAUGGAUAUGUUCAACCUGUUCCUCCUCAUCCUGUAUUACAACCAAAUUAUCAAUCGCCAUCUAAAAUUAAAGCAGCAGAAUUAUAUGCUAAAGCCAAUUCUCGACCACAAUCAGUAUUUAAACCACUUACAAAGAGAUCAUCAUUUAGUAGAGAAAGUGGGGCACCACCUAAGAAUAAUGAACCAUCUACUGGUGGUAGAACUACGUUAAGAGAUGUUACUACUCCAAGUCCUGUAAAAUCUCAAGCUCCAGUAUAUGGACAAGGUCAACCACAUCCACAUGCUCCAGUACCUCCAUCACAAGGUGGAGCUCAUGAACCACCUAGAAGUCAUGGUAAACCAUUCGCAUCGAGAUUUGAUGAUUCUGAUGAUGAAGGUUCUGGUCCAGGCUCAGGGUCAGGUGUAGGUUUUGGAGGUAUACCAGGAUUUAGAAAUGGUAGUGGUGGCAGUAGUAAUGUUCAUCAUGCACCUAAAUAUUCUUCAAGAUUUAAUGAUUCAGAUGAAGAGAUUCAUUUCCCCAAACCAUUUGUUCAAGCAACACCUGCCGUUCCACUUUCAGCAAGUGGUAAUGGAGGAAUCAAUACAAGUUUAAGACAACCAUCACAGACUGUGUCUGUGGCGGAAUCAGCCAAUGCUAAACCCAAACGAUUUGGCAAAUUACGGAAAUUAUUCGGAAGUAAUAACUGA
Scheffersomyces amazonensis is the source of this 3429-nucleotide messenger RNA. RefSeq names its product serine-rich protein. Lineage: Eukaryota; Fungi; Ascomycota; Pichiomycetes; Serinales; Debaryomycetaceae. The transcript is spliced from 2 exons. Gene Ontology annotation, biological process: mitophagy. The record is from RefSeq and is a predicted model, not a curated record. Gene Ontology annotation, molecular function: mitochondrion autophagosome adaptor activity. Bases 1 to 3429 code for a protein of 1142 amino acids.